AUGGGUUCCACUCCUGUCCCUGAUCCCACCCAUCGCAAGCGCGAGCUCCCGCAGAACGAACUUGAAGCGUCCUCUCAGUUGAAACUCGGCGAGUUCCAAAACGUGCCGACGCUAUCUCUUUCCGAAGCUCGACUGGUGAUCAACAAAGUCCUUGACCUGAGGAAGAAAUCGAAUAAUAAAUACGAGGAGAGGGAGACGUUGAUAAAAACCCAAGACUACCUUGAAGUUUUCGCGCGGUUUAAAGAGAAAGAAAACAUUGAAGCUGUUGAACGGUUAUUAUCCGCCCACACGGAGUUGGAGUUUUUCGAGAGGUCUCAGCUAGGUAGCGAACCCACCCAUCAAUCAUUUUGCUUCCAAGCCGUUGCUGAUUGUAGACAGGAAGUUUAUGUUGCGAUAACGCGGAGGAAGCGAAAGCCCUUAUUCCAAGCAUCGGAAAUAAAAUAUCAGAUGCGGACCUACAAGAGUUAUUAG
Molecule: messenger RNA, 471 nt
Organism: Uncinocarpus reesii 1704
Lineage: Eukaryota; Fungi; Ascomycota; Eurotiomycetes; Onygenales; Onygenaceae
Product: DNA-directed RNA polymerase II 16 kDa polypeptide
Exons: 2
Coding region: 1-471 (156 amino acids)
Biological process (GO): positive regulation of translational initiation; nuclear-transcribed mRNA catabolic process, deadenylation-dependent decay; mRNA export from nucleus in response to heat stress
Cellular component (GO): RNA polymerase II, core complex; P-body
Molecular function (GO): translation initiation factor binding; nucleotide binding
Source: RefSeq, a predicted model, not a curated record